Molecule: messenger RNA, 2723 nt
Organism: Protopterus annectens (West African lungfish)
Lineage: Eukaryota; Metazoa; Chordata; Ceratodontiformes; Protopteridae
Gene: POLDIP2
Product: DNA polymerase delta interacting protein 2
Exons: 11
Coding region: 170-1288 (372 amino acids)
Biological process (GO): error-free translesion synthesis
Cellular component (GO): mitochondrial nucleoid; nucleus
Molecular function (GO): DNA binding
Source: RefSeq, a predicted model, not a curated record
UUGUUGCCAUUAUUGGAGCGUGCGCUGUGAUUGUACAGUAUUUUUUUUAUCACAGGUCAGGAAAGGUCACACAGUGAUCGCGCGUUCGGUACCCGUGCGCGUUCCUUGUUAUUCCGCGAGAAAUUGGUCUUAUCUAUCUCCGGGUUGUUAGAGAGAGAGUACUUGGAGUAUGGCAGUUUGUAUUUUUCGGCGUUGUGUGGCUUCAUUUAGCCGUUAUCCUAGAAUUAUAACUUUACGAUUCUUGGGGUCUGAAAGUAGCGGUGUUCCUGAAACGAUGACUCAGCGUCUUUGGCCCGUCCCCUGUGCGACAUGUGGGCAGCAAGCAAGGUGGCUGUCUUCACGAAAUAGGCCAGAAGGGAAAAUACUGGAAACUGUGGGAAUAUUUGAAGCACCAAAACACCAUGGAAAGUAUGAAACAGGUCAGCUUUUUCUUCACAGUGUGUUCGGCUACAGAGGUAUAAUACUGUUCCCAUGGUAUGCUAGGCUGUACGACCGGGACGUUGCUUCCCCAACCUCAGAAAAAACAGACUCUACAGCAGGGCAGAGCUCGAAAGAAGUGAAAGGAAAAACUCAUACUUACUAUCAAGUCUUAAUAGACUCCAGAGAUUGUCCUCAUAUUUCCCAGAGAUCGCAGACUGAAGCAGUUACAUUUCUCGCAAACCAUGACGACAACAGAGCACUUUAUGCCAUUCCAGGGUUGGACUAUGUGAGUCAUGAUGACGUCCUGCCUUACAGCUCAGCAGAUCAGCACCCUAUCCAUCAUGAACUCUUUGACAGAUUUCUGUUGUGUGAUCCUGAAAAGGUACCUCCUUUUGUAUCUCGGGAAACUUUGCGUGCCUGGCAAGAAAAGAAUCACCCCUGGUUAGAACUGUCUGAUGUGCACAGGGAAACAACAGAAAACAUCCGGGUGACAGUGAUACCAUUCUACAUGGGUGUGCGAGAAGCACAAAAUUCACAUGUUUACUGGUGGCGAUAUUGCAUACGACUUGAGAACCUCGGAAAUGAAGUGGUACAGUUGCGGGAACGACACUGGAGAAUUUUUAGUUUGACGGGAACUCUAGAAACUGUACGAGGAAGAGGAGUGGUAGGAAGGGAGCCUGUGCUAUCAAGAGAGCAGCCUGCAUUUCAGUACAGUAGUCAUGUUUCCCUGCAGGCAUCCAGUGGUCACAUGUGGGGGACAUUUCGGUUCGAGAGACCUGAUGGCACCCAUUUUGAUGUAAGGAUUCCUCCAUUCUCCUUGGAGAGCAACAAAGAUGAGAAGGCACCACCUACUGGUUACUCCUGGUAGAACUGUUAUGUAGCAGUCUUGAAUGGUCAAUGGCAGAAUUCAUAGCUGCCAUGCCUAAACAAGUGGCACUUUUCAUGCUCAAGGAUGUCUUCCACUAGCUGAAGGCUUCUCCAACCAGUGUUUUAAGAUGGCAUUCUUAAUGAACAUUUCAUGUACUUUUUAAGCCAUAAGUUUUAUUUUUUUCAAAAUAUCUCUAAUCAAGACAUGCACCUUGUCUCCUGCCUUGUUUGUGUUCUGGCAGGUCUUUAUGGAUCGAGUUCCCUGCAACUUCAUUCACUCAAGGCCUCAGGAACUAAAAUCUGAGUCUUAUGUUCAUUAGUUUGGUGGAAAGUGUUACAUAAAAUCCACCCUUCCCAAAAAGCUGUAUCCCAUUAUUUGUGGACUCCUGCAGUAUAAGUUAUACAAUAUGUAUUCCUUUUAGACUGGCUUUGCUACAGUCGUAUUGCAAUUGCAACAGCCCUGGAAAACACAAGUAUAGCGUUGAAGUAUGCUGUUAUUGGUUCUGCUCCCAUUUAAUUAACUGUCUAGCUUACAUUGUGGUGUAAACUAACUUUGAAAAUAGAAAGCUGCCCUGCAUAAUCUCUUUUCCUCCUCCUCCUGAGCAUUGGCAGAUGUACAGUUUUACUUGAAAAUACCAAGUCUGGUAUGUGGAACACGCACUUUUCCUUGGUAACUGCGAGCAUACUGUUUAUGUAGGCUUCAGCCACACACUACGAUCAUGAAGUAGUAUUGUAUAGUCAUUCAUACGAUUAAAAAAAAAGAAAGUUUGUCAAAUGCAGGUAGCAAUGUUCAUCAUGUGAUGGCCUACUAAAGUUAAUAUGAAGCUCUUACUAAAUACCUUAUUGAGGAUGUAAGAGUAAAAAAAUGUUUGCUGAGCAUAGAGCAGAUGAUUCAGGUAUGUUAAGGACUCUCCUUUACAUUAUAGCUAUUCCCACUGUAACUUAAAAUGAGGUACAGAACUGUAGGGACCUUGGUGGUGAAAUAAAUGGAGAAGAGAGAAAAAUGUAUUAGUGUGGGCUGAACACAGCAGUCCAGUCUGCAAGAAAGGGCUUUAUAACUUUCUGUAUCAUGUAAAAUUACAAUUUUUUUUACCUCGUAUUAUUUUGGCCCAAAACACUUGGAGAUUUGCAUUUUCUGUGUGUAGCAUUUUGAUUCAUACUUAUGGUUCCCCAAGAACACUAUGUUAGAUAAUUAAAUAUUUGAUCCAUAUUAGUUUUGUGCAUUAUGGAGUGCCAUAUAUCACAGGCAGAAGUGCAGGAAUAUAAAUACAUUUUAAGAUGUGACAAGGUUAACAGUCUAUUGCAGUGCACAGUUAAAAGAAUAUUAAUUUUAUGGCCUGUUGUACAAUACCUCAGUUUUGUAUUUGGAAACUUUCUUAACCUAUUACAAAUCAUUACAUAAAGCCAUUAUUGUGUGUAUUUUACAUUUACAGCUU